CUUGAUAACUUUUUCCCCAUCACUUCCGGGCUGAUAACAAGGGCCAUAGAUGCCCGCAGAUUUCCACUAAAAUCUCUUAGUUUGAUGUAUACAUUGGCACCAUAGCUUUUAUGUUUGACAUGAUGACAAAAGUCAGCAAAUGAUUUUGGUGUAUUGACGAAAUUAUUUCAAAAGCCGCGAGAAUAGCGGGCGAGAAAGAGCACACCUGUAAUGCCGGGCUGAUGAUGGUGAUGUUAACGUCGAUGCUAACUGUCUUGCGUCCCUCCACCUGUCUGGCAGCGUUAAAAGAGAGCGAGAGAGGAAGUGAACAGGAAUAGUGCUGCUGACCAAGGAAGAGGCUGAGGAGAGGAUAGGGAUGUGCCUCCUCCCCAGACAUUGAUUUAUCACAUUUUCCUGCCAAUCUUCACCCUGUCCCUGCAGCUGGCUGGUACAGAUAGGAUACAGACCCAAACACAGGAUGGUGCAAGAUACACAACCCAACAAUACAGUAACCUGACUCUUCUACCGAGCAGCGUCUGUUAGUUCAUCAAGCAGAUCCACCAAAGGGACCACCAGUGCAUGACAAGGAACACAACCAGUCUCCAAAAGAAGUAUCUGGGUGUGUCCCUCACCCUUCCUGCCCACCUCAACUGACACCACCCCCUGACCCUUGAACCCUUACUUGCAAGAUGAAACUGAAAGAGGACAUGAACCCGCUGCUGCUGCAAGUCUUCCGCUCAGUGGUCUGGGUCUGCUCUUUCAUUACCUUCCUGCCAUGGUACUUCCUCUCGGGUGCCGGCACCAACCUAGACCGGGCACGGCGGGUCAAGGCGCGGUCAGUGAGCGGGCGUCCAGCAGGCCCUUACCGGGCGACCAACCGGGCGGGCGGUAUCCAUCAGAAGCUGGUGUUGUCCUUGCACCUGGGGGUGGACACCCUGGACAAGGUGAUGGUGCACGGGGCGACCAGGUUUCCAGAGAGGGACUGCCUGGGCACCAGAGAGGUGCUGAACGAGGAGGACGAGCUCCAACCCAACGGGAAGGUCUUCAAGAAGGUGAUCCUAGGGGAGUAUCAGUGGAUGUCGUACGAGGAGACCUACCAGGCAGCAGUGUGUUUUGGCAGUGGUCUGGCUGCGCUGGGCCAGAGGCCUCAGUGUAACAUCGCCAUUUUCUGUGAGACCAGGGCUGAGUGGAUGAUAGCAGCACAGGCCUGCUUCAUAUACAACUUCCCAUUGGUGACGUUGUACUCUACUCUGGGCGGAGCGGCCAUCGCCCACGGUCUCAACGAAACAGAGAUCACCCACAUCAUCACCAGCAAAGACCUGCUACACAGCCGUCUCAAGGCCAUCCUGUUAGAGGUGCCUCGGCUGCAGCACAUUAUCGUGGUGGACAGUAAGCCAACCAGCUGGCCUGGCUUCCCCCGCGGCAUCAUGGUCCACAACUUGGUCGCGGUGCAGGAGCUGGGCUCUAGACCCGACAACAUGGCGGUGGCACGCCGGCAGCCUGUGCCCUCUGACAUCGCUGUCAUCAUGUACACAAGCGGCUCCACCGGCAUCCCCAAGGGUGUGAUGAUCUCCCAUAGCAACAUCAUCGCGGGCAUCACGGGCAUGGCAGAGCGCAUCCCAGACCUGGAUGAGACAGACACCUACAUUGGGUACCUACCGCUGGCUCAUGUUCUGGAGCUCAGUGCAGAGAUGGUGUGUAUCUCUCACGGCUGCCGCAUCGGAUACUCCUCCCCACAGACGCUAGCAGACCAGUCGACAAAGAUUAAGAAGGGCAGUAAAGGAGACACCAGUGUUCUGAAGCCUACACUUAUGGCUGCUGUACCGGAAAUCAUGGAUCGCAUCUAUAAGAAUGUGAUGACCAAGGUGGAGGAGAUGAGCAGUGUGCAGAGAACCCUGUUUGUGUUGGCCUACAACUAUAAGAUGGAACAGAUGACCAAGGGCUACAGGACCCCGCUCUGUGACAGUCUGGUGUUUAGGAAGGUGCGCUCGUUGUUAGGAGGUCACAUGCGGGUGCUGUUGUCGGGCGGAGCGCCCCUUUCUGCCGCCACCCAGCGCUUCAUGAACAUCUGCCUCUGCUGUCCCGUGGGCCAGGGCUACGGCCUCACUGAGACCUGCGGAGCUGGCACCAUCAGUGAGAUGUGGGACUACAGCACAGGCCGGGUCGGAGCUCCUCUGGUCUGCUCUGAGAUCACCCUCAAGGACUGGGAAGAGGGCGGUUACUACAGCACAGACAAGCCCAACCCAAGAGGUGAGAUUGUGAUCGGCGGGCCCAAUGUGACCAUGGGUUACUACAAGAAUGAGGUGAAGAACCGCGAGGACUUCUUCGUGGACAGCGACGGCCAGCGCUGGUUCUGUACGGGAGACAUCGGGGAGCUCCACCCUGACGGCUGCCUCAAGAUCAUCGACCGUAAGAAGGACCUGGUGAAGCUCCAGGCUGGGGAGUAUGUGUCUCUGGGGAAGGUGGAGGCCAUGCUGAAGAACUGCCCUUUCGUAGACAACAUCUGUGCUUACGCAAACAGUGACCAGUCAUAUGUGAUUGGCUUUGUGGUGCCCAAUCAAAAGCAGCUGACAGUGCUGGCGGAGCAGAGAGGGUUACGGGGCAGCUGGGAGGAGAUCUGUAACAACCCUGACAUGGAAAGAGACGUCCUCCGCAUCAUCACAGAGGCUGCACUGUCAGCCAAACUUGAGCGCUUUGAGAUCCCUAAGAAGAUCCGUCUUAGUGCAGAGCCCUGGACCCCAGAGACUGGCCUGGUUACGGACGCAUUCAAACUCAAACGCAAAGAGCUCAAAUCACAUUACCAGGAUGACAUCGAAAGGAUGUACGGUGGCAAGUAACACACACACUCUCUCUAAGACACACACAGGUAAAGACAUAUGCAAGGAAUCUAAAAAACACUACCAAGAUGACAUGGAGACUGGAGAGGAUGUACGGCGGCAAGUUAAACACACACACACACACACAGAGAGAAGGAACGACCCAUUGUACUUCAACCUCUUGACUUCCCUUCCGACUAGUUACAAUCAAACAGAAAAUAACCCUGGAAAAUUACUGUCAGUCAAUCCAGACCCCCAACAAAGACGGAGAGGCCAAGCCAGUUGGAGCGACAUCCGUUGCUUCUCUUCAAAGGUUUUUCUGGGUCUGUGUUGCUACGAUGACGGUGGCAUCGUUGACAUGACCCGGCGGACGCACAGGAAAUGACAAGUUUGUACAAAAGACUGCUUCGGCACUAUGUCCAUGCCCCCCCCCCCCCCCCCUCCCCUCCCCCCUUUUGGCAUGUGUGUGUAGUCCAGACACCUGAUGGGAGACUGGUUUGUUGUUGUGUUACUGUGGCCUGAGUCGUGUUCAUUAGGCACCAAACGGAAGAAAACUACCUGAAACAGGGAACGACUACCAAAAAGUGUCCAAUAAGAAACACUUGUUUUCCGUUGCAAAAUGUUUUGCAACAGUAAACACCAAUGAAUACGACCCUGAAAAAGGAGUCCCUUCGGUUUAAAUGUCCCAUAUUCAGGUUUGAGUCUAUACAGGGAUCUCUUUUCUUGUGUAUUUUUUUGGGUGUAGUGAUAUUUGUUGUUCUGUUCAUGUUUCAUUACGGUUCUUUAACGUAUACGGUUUGUCUUCAUUCGCUUCCGAAGCCCAUUCAAUGAACAUCUUGUGUCUGAGAGAAAUCAGUGUUGCGAAGCCAUGAAAGAUUCUUUUUAAAGCAACUCGUGUUCUUAAUUUGCUUUUCUUAUAUUUUUCUGAACGGUUUGUUUAUCAUUUAUAUUGUUUUUUCUCCUGGUUCUAUUCUAUUUCUCUAUUGGUUCUAUUCUAUGGAAGAGUACGUGUUUAGUGAUUUGACUAGAUGAAGUCCUGUCACUCUUUUACUGUGUGUUAGUGAUGUAAUCUCCUUCUGGCUCUGUUCCUCUGUGGCUGGCUAUGGGCUGAUGUGCCUGGGUUGGCUCGUAGAACCUGUUUGUCAUAAAUAAUCAGUGUUGGGGAAACUACUCUGAAAAUAUAGUUUACCAAGUUACCAAUUACUUCAUACUGGAAGAAGUUAUGAUACACUAAAGCUACCCUUACGAAAACUAUAUUCUACUUAACUGAAGUAGUUCACUACAUCCAAACUACUUAGUAAAAAGUUAGCAUAUCUAAAUCUGAAAUGUCAGUGACUACAAAUUGCAAGACAGAUCACUCUGGAGUCAGAUGUUAACAGAAUGUGUAAAUUAGCCUAUUAAAACCAAAAACUGUUUCAAGGGAUAAUUAGGCAGAUCUGAUGCUGAAAAAGGAAAUUAUUUUCUACUUCCGCCAUAAUACAUUUGUGAAAAUAAAUAAAUGAUGUAGCCUAGUUCCAGUAGUUAGCUACACCACUACAUGGCAAAAAAAUGAACUACUGAAAACACUACCUACAUUCGAAUUGUUCCCCACUAAACUACUGCAAAAUGCAGUUAAACUACAUGUAGUUCACUUCUCCCCAACUCUAUAAAUAAUGUAGUCUGAGCCAAGAUCCUCUGACUAUUAUUGGGAUGUCAUGAGUUAACCAGAGCAAGAAGAACUGAUCUGGGACCAGGUUAGUAAUGAUGGUGAAGUGUCCAGGGUGGCUACAGGGAAGAAGGAUGAAGUUGCCCCCAAAGCUGAUCUAAGUUUUUCUUGUCUCCCCUAUGGUUGAGGUUAGGUUGUGGAGAGGAUAAGCUGAUCCUUGAUCUGUGCCUAAGGGCAACUUGUCAUCAUGGGCUGUCAAUCCUACUGAGGCUCUUAUUCAUUUCUAUCACUUAACCAGUGUGUGCGUGUGUGUAUAUGCAUACAGUUGAAGUCGGAAGUUUACAUACACCUUAGCCAAAUACAUUUGAACUAAGUUAACAAUUUCUGACAUUUAAUCCUAGUAAAAAUUCCCUGUCUUAGGUCAGUUAGGAUCACCACUUUAUUUUAAGAAUGAAAUGUCAGAAUAAUAGUAGAGAGAACGAUUGAUUGAUUGAUUUAUUUCAUCACAUUCCCAGUGGGUCAGAAGUUUACAUACUCAAUUAGUAUUUGGUAGCAUUGCCUUUUUAAAUUGUUUAUUUUGGGUCAAAUGUUUUGGGUAGCCUUCCACAAGCUUCCCACAAUAAGUUGGGUGAAUGUUGGCCCAUUCCUCCUGACAGAGCUGGUGUAACUGAGUCAGGUUUGUAGGCCUCCUUGCUCGUACACGCUUUUCAGUUCUGCCCACAAACUUUCUAUUGAGGUCAGGGCUUUGUGAUGGCCACUCCAAUACCUUGACUUUGUUGUCGUUAAGCCAUUUUGCCACAACUUUGGAAGUAUGCUUGGGGUCAUUGUCCAUUUGGAAGACCCAUUUGCGACCAAGCUUUAACUUCCUGACUGAUGUCUUGAGAUGUUGCUUAAAUAUAGCCACAAUUUCCCAGUGUAGUCAUUGUUAAUGUUGUAAAUGACUAUUUACAUUUAAGUCAUUUAGCAGACGCUCUUAUCCAGAGCGACUUACAAAUUGGUGCAUUCACCUUAUGAUAUCCAGUGGAACAACCACUUUACAAUAUACACUUUACAAUAUCCACAUAUCCCUACCGGCCAAACCCUCCCUAACCCGGACGACGCUAAGCCAAUUGUGCGUCGCCCCACGGACCUCCCGGUUGCGGCCGGCUGCGGCAGAGCCUGGGCGUGAACCCAGAGACUCUGGUGGCGGAGCUAGCACUACGAUGCAGUGCUCUAGACCACUGCGCCACCCGGGAGACCGGGUUGUAGCUGGAAACGGCAGAUUUUUAAAAUGGAAUAUCUACAUAGGCGUACAGAGGCCCAUUAUCAGCAACCAUCACUCCUGUGUUCUAGCGGCACGUUGUUAGCUAAUCCAAGUUUAUCAUUUUAAAAGGCUAAUUGAUCAUUAGAAAACCCUUAUGCAAUUACGUUAGCACAGCUGAAAACUGUUGUUCUGAUUAAAAGAAGCAAUAAUAUUGGCCUUCUUUAGACUAGACGAGUAUCUGGAGAAUCAGCAUUUGUGGGUUCGAUUACAGGCUCAAAAUGGCCAGAGAUAAAGAACUUUCUUCUGAAACUCGUCAGUCUAUUUUUGUUCUGAGAAAUUGCCAAGAAACUGAAGAUCUGAUACAACACGGUGUACUACUCCCGUCACAGAACAGUGCAAACUGGCCCUAACCAGAAUAGAUAGAGUGGGAGGCCACGGUGCACAACUGAGCAAGAGGACAAGUACAUUAGAAAGUCUAGUUUGAGAAACAGACGCCUCACAAGUCCUCAACUGGCAGCUUCAUUAAAUAGUACCUGCAAAACACCAGUCUCAACGUCAACAGUGAAGAGGCGAAUCCGGGAUGCUGGCCUUCUAAGUAACCCCAAACCUUUGAACAGUAGUGUAUAUAUAAUAAUGUCCAAACGUACAGCUAGGAGUGUGUGUGGUUUGUGCGUGUGCUGAUGUUUGGGUUUGUUCAUGUGUGUACUCACUGCCCUGAGCUUGUUCCAAGUUCCCCUUGUUCUGGAUGCCCACUCACAUGACCUGUGUCAGUCUGUUACCUUUCAAUGUUUUCUCCAGUAAAACAAUGGUACCUACCUACACUGUAUGCUGCUAAACCAGGUCUGUAGCUCCAUAAACCAUAUCACAUGAACUAUCUGGCUCCGUAAACCACAAAACCACGUAAAAUUGGCUCAAACCUGCCAUGUUACUCCUGAAAAUGAUGAUGACCAAUGUAACUCAAGCAUGUCUCCAAGAGAACCAACCAAUGAAUCGUAGUCCAGAUCUGUAGUUGUUUGUCUCUUUGAUAGCUGUUUGGAAGACUGUGUGUGUCAUACACUAGCACUGUCUACUCCAUCGGACCCUUCUGAUAUUACAGUAAUACAUCCUCCUAUUUCUAUGUUACAGCUCUGUUACUAUGAUUGAUUGAAAUGUGCAAUACAUAUACGAAACACAAAUUCUAAAACUAAAUGAUCUAAUGGAAAAAUGCAGAGAGAGCCCCUCCACAGUGUAUGAAUAUAUGUCUUUCCAGACAGACAGAUGGGCAGACAGUAAACAUUGUUAUACAAGUAGUAGUGUAGUCUCUAUGGAGUGAUAUUAGUGCCAACAGAAAUGUAAUCUGAAUUCAAUCAUCUUAAAUUUAAUCAAAUUUAUUGGCACUUAUGACUAAAUACCAAUUUUUCUGGAUUGUGAAAGUACUGUGCCGAUGACGAUACCCAAUUAUAUUGGGAACUCUGUAGUGAAGACUAAUAUUUUGGCCUUAAAUGUUGUGAAUGUAAAAGAAAAAGACACUAAUCAGGUUUCCAUCCGAGCUUCUUAUGCGAGUAAAGUACAUGUCAGAUAAAAAAUGUCACGACAGGCCUGAUGGAAACAGGAAAUUUGUCAGUUAACUUUCCAAAUGUUGACAACUAAAUAAGCCUUGUGUGGGAACUUUGUGUCUAAAACGAAUUAUGGCGGUGGAAACGCCUUUAUGCGCAAAUAUUGAUAUAAUAACCAUCAUGUCAAAGUAAACUUAGUCGUGCAAUGGAAUGUUGUGUGGUCCUCCCACUACGACUCGGAAAAGCAUGCAGUUUAUUAUGCUACAGAUGAAAUAAGUUAUGAACUUCACAGGGUGGUGAAAGUCCACAGUGAUGAGCUUGAUGCUCCUUUCCAAUAAAUAUUGAGCAUCUUAUUCUUUUGACUUGAUUAUCGAUGACUGGCUGCCAUUCGACAAAUAAAAAAUAAUCUCACUCUUUUGUCCCUAAUAAUCUCAUGUGUAGGCUAUACCCGCACUUUAUCUGCAAGCUGUUGUUUAGAGCGCAAGUGCCAAGCCCAGUGUGCGCAUUCACCAUAUAACACAAUUUUUUUUGUGACAAAACCAUCAGUAGUUUAAAAUGCGAUGGAAUUUUUUGUAUUUUUUAUGUGCACUAUGUCAUCACGCACAGCCUUUUGUCCACAACAAGUCAAUUUGAUGGAAACACUAGUGGGAAACUGUACAACAUCUUUUUAUGCAGAUUUUAGAAUAUUUGCAUGAAAAUCUGUCACCAAUUGGAUGGAAACUUUUAGCUAAUAAUGAAGGAAAAGGUACUGCAGGUGAACAGAAAGUGAUUUGGGUUACAUGAUUCCUCGUGAAUAUAUUUACAUUUAUCGAUAAGGCCAACAUUUCCCAACUUUGAUUAGGUAUUUGUCAAGUUAUUUUGGAUACACAUUUCAAAGGUAUGCCAGACAUCCUUCACCAAAAGGACCUUUCUAUGGAUUUAAUUUCAGGAAGAUCAAAAACAUAAAAUAUCUUUGGGUCAUAUGUAUAUGCCAUAUUGUAUCUGUUGUCUGCAAAUGAAUUAGUGUGUUUGAUUUGUGCAAUGUAAAGCCUAGAAGAGGAACAACUUGGGUAUUCAAUAUUUUGUCAACGGCCGUACAUUUUGAAAUGUAUUGACUUACAUUUCUUGUAUUUGGGAUUGUAUUUAUUUUAUUUUUUACAAGGGUCUAUAACACUAGUGGUUAUCCUCAGUCCCAACUGGAGUCUUCAGCUGUUCCAAUUAAACAUUCCAUCACUUGAUUUGGCAACAAUUUUGGGCAAAUAAUAUUGUGAAGUCUAAAGACCGUUUAGUCUGGUGAAUUUGAAUGAUUUAUUCUCGUUAUCUGUGAGAACACAGCUCUGGUACACUCACAAAUCCACUGAUAGUAUGAACUUGAUGAACAAAGUCAAAGAAAGUCCCCUUCUCAGAGGUUUGAUAUCGCUUGGAAUAUAUCAGCAUUCAAACACUCCCCUGUUUUGAGAGUAGUCUAAAAUACUGCUACUGUUUACGAAUGGGGAACCCAGAUGCAGGCUAGUUCCCUUCUUACAUUUCCUGAUAUUUCUUUCUCUGGACAUUUCAUUGGUUCAUUGUAUUCAACUCCCAACCAGUCGAUCCAGUCCGCUGCUCUGCUAUCCCAUACAAGCCUACAAUUGUUGGGUUGCCUUGUUACACGGGUCAGAAGAUUCCUACAUGGUUCAUAGGAAUAUACAAAGUGCUUUGUCCGAGUGUUUGUCUCUGAGGAUACACAUAACGUGUCCUAGUAGUGACGUCAUCCAAACUACUUUGGCACAUCAGUGUGGUGUACAGAUGAAUUUGACUACUCCUAUUGUUUCUUGUACUGUACAUAUUUUGGGAGGGGAAGGGUUAAUAUGAUCAAAGCUUAUGAAAAUAUACCAGUUGUACAGGUGUAAUACCUCUGUUAUUGACCAGUUUUUGGGGUCUAUCGUUCUCCUUUUGUGUGGGUUACUGGCCUUGUCACAAGUGUCUCGUUCCUUAUUUAUUUGUAAUUUGGUCUUGUCAGGAAAAUACAAGUUUGUGAUUGGUAUAAAAAUGAUCAUAUUUGUAUGUGUUAAUUCCGUUUCAUUCAUAGUUAUGGGGAUUAUAUAGAUUCUUGUGGGUGUCUUUUUGAAUGAGUGAUUCUGUACAUGUAUGUAUAACACCUGUACAUUCCAUCACAGACAAAGAGUGACCGUCACAACGGUCCUAAGGCAGCAGGUUAGGAGAAUUAGGUUAAGGUUAAGAAAAGAGUUAGGGUUAGCUAAAAUGCAAAAAAAAUAUCAACUUUUGAUGUAAAUUUGACAAGCUGGAUCCCUAUUAGCUAUGACCAGUUUGAGUAGAAUUGUGUCUUGGAGCUAGCGUUUCUAUGGCAACGAAGCCCAGGAGGAAGUGUUUUUAAAAUAUAUAUAAACUAGGAUACAACGGAGGAAUUCCAACACUGGAUAUCUUGUUACAGCUGUUAAGUCAUUGAUAAUCCAUUUAUUUUUUAAUUUCAUUUCAUUAAGUUAAGGAGGGUCAUAGCUAUAUUCAAUAAAAUUCACAUUGAUUUAACCCUU
Molecule: messenger RNA, 9728 nt
Organism: Salvelinus fontinalis (brook trout)
Lineage: Eukaryota; Metazoa; Chordata; Actinopteri; Salmoniformes; Salmonidae
Product: fatty acid CoA ligase Acsl3-like
Exons: 17
Coding region: 669-2816 (715 amino acids)
Biological process (GO): long-chain fatty-acyl-CoA metabolic process; neuron differentiation; long-chain fatty acid metabolic process
Cellular component (GO): lipid droplet; plasma membrane; endoplasmic reticulum
Molecular function (GO): long-chain fatty acid-CoA ligase activity
Source: RefSeq, a predicted model, not a curated record